Molecule: messenger RNA, 1191 nt
Organism: Sipha flava (yellow sugarcane aphid)
Lineage: Eukaryota; Metazoa; Arthropoda; Insecta; Hemiptera; Aphididae
Exons: 5
Coding region: 247-1041 (264 amino acids)
Source: RefSeq, a predicted model, not a curated record
AUCUUACGAGUUACGUGUUUUCGAAACUUUAAUUGAGACACGCUGUCGAAGCACGAACAAUAUCCGACGCUUUUACUUCUCUGGCCGGUGGCAUUACAAAAUCGGCCCUCCGACCGACCGGGAUCGUCAUUCACGUGCCACGAAGACGACAAAGAAGCUGAUAUCCCGUCAACACGAUAUUUGUACGAUACUCAACACGAACACACCAUCAUAUCACGACUACAUAUAAUCAGUAUUGCGGAUAAAAUGCAGUCCCCCAUAGGGAUCGUAUCCAUGUGUAUGCUGUUAGUGGUGACUCGAUCCAUUUCGGGACAUGCGAUCGACAGUCAUGAUCACGUGGAGGAUGAAGGGGCCGACCAAAAACCGGCGGAACAGAGGGAAUUGGACAUGGAGUCGAUAUUCGCGGGUUUCGCCAAGUCGAUGAUCGGCCGGACCGGAGCGUCAAGUAGUCAAAACCAGCACUGUAUAAAUCCGGGUGUAAAAAAGAGGUUCAACCAGGGUUUCUGCAAAAUGUCUUCUUUGACCACCCUGUCCGGCCCCUGUGAAUUUUUCAAGAUGGGCCUUGGAUUAUGCGAUCUGCCCGACAUUUUGUUGCUCAGUUUGAACCUAUCGAACAUCGUACUGAUGCUGGUACUUAAAGGACUGAUAUGGGGUGCGUCGUACAUGCAAGGCGUCGGCGGCGGAAAGGGCAGGAAGGAAGGGUUGGCUGAAGGAGCACCGCUGUCGCAGAGCCUGUUCACCGAGACGGACAUGCUGCUGUUCCUCGGGUACAUGGUGGCGGACGAGUCAGGCCACUAUGACUGUUUGAACCGCGUAGCUUGCGAACAACCGGCCCGGUCAGAGAGCUACCUAAGAAGCGCCGAAAUGGUCUGGAAGACGGCGAAGUUGUUGGACGGUGUGAUCCCGUUAGACUCGAAAUACGAGAAAAUGUUGAUCGAAUUACAAGAAGCCAUUGAAGAUGGACGAGCAAACGGUGAUUGUCAAGCAAAGUACAAAUGUUCAGAGCCGACCAACACUGAGGACAGUUUCAAUUUGAUUUAAAACUUACCGCUAAGCAAAGUAUUAAUAUAAACUAUUCGUUGAAUAUUGAAGUCUGACCAACCAUCUGUAAUAAUCCCUGAUUAUUGUAUUGUAUACCAAUGUAAACGUGAAUACAUAGUUUAGCAAUACAAAUUAUAAUGCUUACCUUAA